AUGAAAAGAUUCGAAACUUUCGAAUCCAAAAGCAUCCGUGACGAGGAAACCGCAUCUGACGCGGUCCUCAUUUACGCGAAAGAAAAGCCAGUUGACAAUGUCGACGGCAAACGAUUUGCGAUUGUGACGAUCACAGGAACGAAAGAACUUCAAGAAAUGUUCCAAAAUUUGCGUCUUUGUCAAGUUAAAUUCGAAGAAACGGAAGCUUUUGCUCACAAUGGAUUUUACGAGUGCUUCGAAGCGCUGAAACCGAAAAUCGAAAGUUUUCUUGACGCGACUUUGAAAGAAAAACAGGUCGAUGAGAUUUUGAUCUGUGGUCACUCACUUGGUGGUGCGGUGGCUUGUUUAAUUGGUGCAUCGUUGGCACCAAAAUACGAAGCGACGAGUUUUCUCGUCGUCACUGUUGCUUCGCCGAAAAUCGGUAAUAGGGCUCUUCAAGAUUUAUUCAAGCAGAGAGUCAAGAAACACCUGCGUAUUCGACUCGGCGGCGAUCCUGUUGUGAACUCAAUGGGCUUCAUGUAUUGGUUCAAACACUCGGGAGAAGAUGGCGAAGAAACCGAUUAUCCAACUCUAGAUGCUUCCGAAUUCGCCUACGGAAGUCAUUCUGACCAUGACUAUUUAAUGGGAAUCGAGCGGAAUAAGGAAGUUAUUCUGAAGAGAAAAUUUGGCAAUGCUGUUGAAAAGGCGAAAAAAAUCAUCAAAAAUGCCCAGUAA
Oikopleura dioica is the source of this 714-nucleotide messenger RNA. The record is from the annotation of a GenBank genome assembly. Lineage: Eukaryota; Metazoa; Chordata; Appendicularia; Copelata; Oikopleuridae.